GCAAAUGAGGAGAGAGAGCAUGGAGAAGCAGAGGAGGAGGAAGUAGAUUUCCACACACUGAAAAUACAUCUUCAAUACAAGAUGAAGAUGUAUAUGACUUUCCUCUGCUUGAGCUGUGGAUGGAUGCAAACAACUUGUGCUGUUAGUGUGACUCUGUCACCAUCCUCUGCACCAGUGACACCCACUGAAGAUGAGAGCUCCAAACUUGUGGAUUGGUUGAUGAAGUAUGGUUACCUCCCACCCUCAGACCCUUCCACUGGUCAGCUGCAGGCUUGGACAGGUGUCACCAAUGCUGUGAGGGCCAUGCAAAGGUUUGCAGGCCUAAAAGACAGCGGAGUUGUAGAUGAGGAGACAAUGGCGGUGAUGAACACUCCACGCUGCUCACUACCAGACCAGGAGGAAUCAUCCAUACUAUCAGCCAACCAAGAGAAAAGAAAUAUGAGGAGACGGAGAAGCUGGGCUGUCUCCAUGUGGACACGCAGGAACAUUAACUGGAGGUUGCAAUCAUAUCCCUCCUCCUCGCAUCUGUCUCGGGAAACAAUUCGCUCACUUAUCUUCUACGCUUUAAGAGUGUGGGCCGAGCCAACACCACUGGAGUUCCAUGAGGUGGGCAGUCCGGAUGCAGCUGACCUGCAGGUAGACUUCUUCCAUGGUUACCAUGGUGAUGACUAUCCCUUUGAUGGGGCAGGUGGAGCAGUAGGCCAUGCUUUCUUCCCCUCAGACCCAGCCCGGGCAGGACUAGUUCAUUUGGAUGCGGAGGAAGAGUGGGCAUUCAGACAGCCAGUCUCUGAGGGUACCGACCUCUUCACAGUGCUGGUCCACGAGUUUGGCCACGCACUGGGCCUUCCUCAUUCCUCGUCCCGUCACUCAGUCAUGAGGCCAUACUACCUGGGUCCUGUCGGAGACCCUCUCCACUACCGCCUGGGACCCCAAGACCUGGACCACAUCACUCAGCUCUAUGGUGAAGCUUCUCAUAGCCAUACAGGUCAAAUGAACAAGCUGCUGUCUACAGAGGCUCCUCGGACCACCACCGAGUUGCACUACAGAGGCCAUCAUCAUCAUCGUCGUCAGCAUCAUCAUAGGCACGGCCCCUCCAUAGAUCGCUGCAACACCAGUUUUGAUGCUGUGGCAAAGAUUCGAGGAGAGACUUUCUUCUUCAAAGGUCAGAUGAUGUGGAGGGUCAAUGGCGGAGGUUUGGUGUCACGUCAUGGGUCUUCAGUGAGGAGGUUGUGGAGGGGUCUACCCCCUGACCUGCUUCGUCUUCAAGCUGUGCUGGAGAGGCGCUUGGAUCAUGCUAUCAUCUUUAUCAGUGGUCACCAGUUCUGGCUCUUCAAGGACCUGUCUCUGCAGGAAGGUUACCCUCAGCCCCUGUCUGCUCUCAGGACGGGUGUCAGCUUAGAUUUAGUAGACACUGAUAACGAUGAUGAUGACGAGCAGGCAGCAGGAGGAUUAGAGAGAUGGGGCCUGGUCUGGGACCCGGAGGAGGGGGCUGUGUGGGGAAAAAUUGGAGAUGCCAAACAAGAGAAUGAGGGAGACACCUGGACACAACUACUUAAAGAGGGUGUGAAUGGAAUCACUACAGACGCUAAUGGCUCUGUCUAUCUCUUUAAAGGAGAGUCCUACUGGAAGUUUAUGUUUCCAGGUUCAUCACUGCAUGAUGGAUACCCACGCUCCUCUGCUGCAGACUGGCUGGGCUGCACUGACUCAUCCUCACCCGGGAUGCAGGACCUCUCCUUUUCACUGUCAUCACCUGGAGGAAGAGAGGAGAGAGAGAGUUGGAGAUAUCGGGGAGAGGAGGAGGAAGUGAUAAAAAGAAAGCGGGACAGAGACAGAACUAAACACAAAGAGGUGCUGGACAGAGGUUCACACAUCUGGACAAAAUGCACGUGCCGAAAUGGAGCCCUGGGUGGCAGGACGACAUUUUUGAUAGCUGCCUUGCUGCAGGUUACAUGGGCAAUGUUAGUUGUUUAAAGGUGCACAAUGAAAGAAAAACCGAGGUUUUACUGGACUAAAUAGAGUGUGUGUACAACUUUUCCACGUGCACUCACAUCCUCGCCCUGUACUGAGUGUGCUGCUCGGGUCGGGAAGUAGCGGUGCUAAUUACCAGCGCUAUUUUAUUACGAGGCAUAUUUAUUUACCUGUCCACCAGUCAUACUGGUCAUAUUGUGAGUUAUGACCAGAAACUGGUUCCAUCUGUGAAGGACUGAAGUUGCCAAAAUCAAAUAACGAUAAUAACAACAAUAAAAAUAAUAAAUCGCGCAGACACUAACUGACUGAUAAUUUGACAUGUUUGUAUUUACAGAUAUCAGUGUUUUAAAUGUAUGUGUGGAUCUCUGUAUUACCUUUCUUUUACAUUCCUACUUUACAGCAAUAGUAAUCUAUCCCAGGCAUCACAGACACUCACCACACAUGAAGUGGUUAGGGGAAAUUAAAAUUAAAAGGGAGAUCAUUUUUAUUAUCAUUUUUUAUAUAUUUUAUAACAUUUUCAUUUCAAUUUGACCAGUUUCACCUGCAUAGUUCAUCCCAAAUCCACCUUAGUUUCUCUUUAUACAGACAAAAAGUGGAGUAGUGGUUUUAUUCUGAAUAUCUGAUUGAGUCAUUUCAACUUCCUGGUUAGUCGGUCUUAUUGCCGUCCCAUAGGUGGCAGUGUGCAAGCACACGCUGUUUGAAAAUAAAGAUUUAAA
Molecule: messenger RNA, 2684 nt
Organism: Oreochromis aureus
Lineage: Eukaryota; Metazoa; Chordata; Actinopteri; Cichliformes; Cichlidae
Gene: mmp17b
Product: matrix metallopeptidase 17b
Exons: 12
Coding region: 82-1971 (629 amino acids)
Biological process (GO): proteolysis; collagen catabolic process; extracellular matrix organization
Cellular component (GO): extracellular matrix
Molecular function (GO): zinc ion binding; metalloendopeptidase activity
Source: RefSeq, a predicted model, not a curated record